UCAGACAACACAUUGUCUGGGCAUGAAUCACAGCUGUAGUAUAAAAACAGCAGAACUCAAGACGUUUCUGUUAUCUGAGAUCACUGAACACCCUGCGGUUCAUCAGUCUCAGCCAUGUCUAAGCUCGAGGCAGCCAUUGACGCUAUAGUGAAGGUGUUUGAGGAGUAUGCUGGAACAGAUGACAACAAGAAAAGUCUCAGCAAUGCAGAACUCAAAGAGCUGAUAAACAAAGAACUGAGCAAUCCUGAUUUUCAGAGUAAGAUUGACAAAGAGGACAUUGACGAAGCUCUGGAAAAUAUCGACAAGAACCACGAUGGCCAGGUCAACUUCAAGGAGUUCAGUCAGUGCGUGGCUCUUCUCGCCAAGGGCUGCUUCAAGAAGAAGUACGGCAAGGACAAGGGCAAAGACAAGGACAAGGGCAAAGACAAGGGUCAUCGCUAAGUCGAACAAUAAAGCCCUUCAUUCAUGCUCUCUCUCUCUAUAUAUAUACAUGCAUACAUACAUUCCCCUCCUUGAAUUAUCCAUCAUUGAAAUAUACAGCUAAUAAAGCAUGAGUAA
Astyanax mexicanus (Mexican tetra) is the source of this 558-nucleotide messenger RNA. RefSeq names its product S100 calcium binding protein W (gene s100w). Gene Ontology annotation, molecular function: calcium ion binding; transition metal ion binding. The record is from RefSeq and is a predicted model, not a curated record. The transcript has 3 exons. Lineage: Eukaryota; Metazoa; Chordata; Actinopteri; Characiformes; Acestrorhamphidae. Bases 115 to 441 code for a protein of 108 amino acids.